Molecule: messenger RNA, 1386 nt
Organism: Xylona heveae TC161
Lineage: Eukaryota; Fungi; Ascomycota; Xylonomycetes; Xylonales; Xylonaceae
Exons: 2
Coding region: 1-1386 (461 amino acids)
Biological process (GO): protein ubiquitination; negative regulation of gene expression via chromosomal CpG island methylation
Molecular function (GO): ubiquitin protein ligase activity
Source: RefSeq, a predicted model, not a curated record
AUGUCUCAGGUAAAGGCUCCGAGUGUGGAGCAUAUCUACGAGCAACUUAAAAAGGAAAUUGAAGCCGCCAAGGCUAAAAAUCGAGAGGAUUGGGAGAAGCGUCAAAAGAAGGACUUGACGUCGCAAAGUCUGACACAAGAUAAAUCUCAAGCCGUGGAAAAGACAACCGGCUCACCUGCUAUUAACCCUGAGCUUGGCAAGGAGAACGGAAAUUCGCAGCCUGAUAAGGUUAAAGAGAAGUCUGUAGAAGAACCGCCAGUCUCAGCACCAGCUGCUGCCACUUCGAAUUCGUAUGCUAGUUUGAGACCUGUCAAGAGAAAGCUUACCAGCGCCAAUGGCAAUCAGGCCCGGCCAUUUGCGCCAUCCAAAAAGCCAGUAAGAGGUCCGAAUAAAACCAGCUUCACAAAUAUCCGAACCGUUGACACGCGCAGGACUGCCAAUCCUGCGGCAUGGUACGAAAAUAUAAAUAUGAGAGAGACAUUCUCUCGCUCGGACCUAGAAGCCAUCAAGCAGAUUUUGACACUGGUAAAGAAAGCUCAAAGGGCGGCAUCUCGUCCCGAAGAAUUGGACGCAAUCUUUUCUGAGAUGCGCAAGCGGCUCCACCAGAUGGAAUUUUUUGAUUUUUUAUCGGGUGUGCUCAUCAAGAAGUCGAAGAUACUGGAAGACCAGGGCCUCCCUCUCAUCUCGGACGAUAUCACGUAUCCCUGGGACAUUCAGGCUGAUGCGCGUGCUUUGUUUCUCCGUUGGUAUGCGGGAGCGUUUGACCCUCAUCUUCUCCGAGGCGUCAAUACCGAACAGAAGAACUCCAGUACUGGAGCUAAACGGACUAGUCACCGACUCGAUAUGCAGUAUUUUGCUCGCAAGGACUGCAAAGUUGUUGGUGAGAAUGAGCUUGUGAAUGGACAGUGGUGGCCGCUCCAAAUUUGCGCCAUGAGAGACGGCGCCCAUGGAGAGGUCGAAGCAGGUAUUUGCGGCAGCGGAGACAAAGGCGCAUUCUCCGUGAUUCUUUCCUCAGGUGGUUAUGACGAUAAGGAUGAGGGUGACACCAUCUAUUAUUGCGGGACGUCAGGAAGUGCUGGCAAGGUUAGCCUGGGCACCCGCCAUCUUCUCAAAUCUCGCGAUGAGGGAAACCCCGUUCGAGUCCUUCGCUCUGCAGCCUUGCCCAAGAAGAAUCCUUACCGACCUUCAAAAGGCUUGAGGUAUGAUGGGCUUUACGCUAUUGAGAGCUAUGAGAAGCUGCAUGAGGAAACUGCCAUGCACAGGUUUUGCCUCAAGAGAUGUGAAGGCCAGCAUCCCAUCCGUUAUCGAGGAGUCGAGAAACGGCCCACCGAUUACGAGCUCGCAAGUUACGCUGAAAUCAGAGGCCUUUUAGGUCUCAAGUCUUAG